UUGACUGGAAGGAGUGGGACCUUGGGAGGCAUUUCCUCUCCUGACUGGUUCUUUUUCAAGGCAGUCGGUGAAGGCAAGUGGAAGGCAUGACCCCCUCUUCAGACAAAGAUCUCAAUGGGCUAGAUAACCCCAGCUUUGUGGGUGAACACGGGAGCCACUGCCACUCCUCACCAGCUCGUGCUGCCUGGGGCCCAGAGGAAGAUGGGGGCUCUGGCCACAGUGAGACCAAGCUUGGCUACACUGUCACAGAUGUGCCUCCCUGGUAUCUGUGUAUCCUGCUGGGCAUUCAGCACUUCUUGACAGCCAUGGGAGGUCUCGUAGCCAUCCCGCUGAUCCUCUCCAAAGGGCUUUGCCUCCAGCAUGACCUGCUGACACAGAGCCACCUGAUCUGCACCAUCUUCUUUGUCUCAGGCAUUUGCACCCUGCUGCAAGUCCUUUUUGGAGUCAGGCUGCCUAUUAUUCAAGGAGGGACUUUCACAUUCCUGACCCCCACCCUGGCAAUGCUGUCUCUCUCCAGCUGGAAGUGCCCUGCCUGGACACAGAAUGCCACCCUGGUGAACGCCUCUUCACCAGAAUUCAUCCAAGUCUGGCAGACGCGGAUGCGAGAGGUGCAAGGAACUAUCAUUGUAGCUUCUUGUUUUCAAAUCUUUGUUGGAUUUUCUGGCCUGAUUGGAUUUCUGAUGAGGUUCAUCGGCCCCCUGACAAUUGCCCCCACCAUCACCUUGGUUGCACUACCUCUGUUUGAGUCGGCUGGAGACAUGGCUGGGCAGCACUGGGGCAUAGCAUUCAUGACUAUUUUUUUCAUAGUCUUGUUCUCUCAGUACUUGAAAGAUGUUGCUGUGCCGCUGCCAUCUUACCAGAGAGGCAAGAAGUGCCACCUCUCUCCAAUCUACCUCUUCCAGAUCUUCCCGGGAAAAGGGUCAGGCGGGGACACCUCGCCCACCCCGCCCGUGCUGGGGACGCGGCCGUCCCCUGAGCAGACCCCUUGUGACGGGCAGGUGCUGCUGGGGCUGUCCCUGAGCUGGCUGCUGUGCCACGUGCUGACAGUGACCAGCGUCCUGCCUGCGGCCCCCACCGCCUACGGCCACCUGGCCCGGACGGACACCCGCGGGGACGUUCUGUCACGGGCGCCCUGGUUCCGGCUGCCCUACCCAGGCCAGUGGGGAACGCCAACGGUGAGCCUGGCCGGGAUCUUUGGCAUGCUGGCCGGGGUGAUCUCCUCCAUGCUGGAGUCCGUGGGAGAUUACUACGCGUGUGCCCGCCUGUGCGGGGCCCCGCCGCCGCCGGAGCACGCCAUCAGCCGCGGCAUCGGCGUGGAGGGCGUCGGCUGCCUCCUGGCUGGGGCCUGGGGCACGGGCAGCGGCACCACGUCCUACAGCGAGAACGUGGGGGCUCUGGGCAUCACCAAGGUAGGGAGUCGAAUGGUGAUCCUUGCUGGUGCCUGUGCCAUGCUCCUGAGUGGCAUCUUCGGGAAAGCUGGGGCAGUGCUUGCCAGCAUUCCCAUCCCUGUGAUUGGAGGCAUGUUCCUUGUGAUGUUCGGAGUUAUCACGGCAGUGGGGAUUUCCAAUUUACAGUAUACAAAUAUGAACUCCUCAAGAAACAUCUUUAUCUUUGGAUUUUCUCUAUUUGCUGGCCUCACAAUUCCCAACUGGGCAAGCAAGAAUAGUGCAGUGCUGGAAACAGGAAUCAUCCAGCUUGACCAAGUGAUCCUGGUGCUUCUCACCACUGGCAUGUUUGUGGGUGGACUUCUGGGCUUUAUCCUGGAUAAUACCAUUCCAGGAACACAGGAGGAGCGGGGGCUCUUGGCAUGGAAGCAAAGCCAUGAGGGAGGGAUGGAGAGCUCUCAGCUCGUUUCCAAGGUCUAUGAUCUUCCAUUUAGCAUAGGCACCAAAUAUUGCUAUGUCUCUUGGUUUCGCUAUCUCCCUGCUUGCCCCAAAAGACUGUCUUGUGACCAGAGAAUGGAUGAACUGAAGGCUGCUGGGCAGAAAAAAAGUGUUAAAGCAAGCUUAGAAAGAAACUCUGAGAUUAGUGCAGAUACAAGGAUUUAAGCUGCUGGCCUGCAAGUGAACUCACCUCAGAAGCAGAGGUCCGAAAGUGUGUCUGCAGCCCUCAUCAUGUGAGUGUGAGCUGGCAGCUGUUGGAGGGGGGAGCAGAAGGAUAAUGUCUUUCUCUUCCCAGCUCUGCUGACUGCACCACUGAUGGCCUCAAGGAAGUAAUUUUUUCCUUCUCUCUUCCUGCUGGCUCACUUCUAGGAAGAACCUAAUCCCUCCUCAGGGAACACCAAAGCCCAAGAAAUGCCUAGGAAAGAUAUUCUGUUUCCUUCCUUGUACUCAUCCUUGGGCACCCUAAGGGGCAGAGCAGAAGGGCUUCCUGUCCCCUGAUCUGGCAGCUGAAGGAGCCAGUGGAGAAGACAUCCCUGAUGUGGGCCCUGUACCACUCUCAGGCAUCCCUUGGGCUGAGGUUCAUCCCCAGCACCCUAAAGCAACACUCAGCUCUCAUCUUGUGUUUCAUACUUAAUCUUGGCCAAGGGGAAGGAGCAGGUGCUUCUAGGUCGUGAUUCAUCUCAUUCCAUAUUCCCAUAAUUUAGCCAGCCAAAUAAAUGUAGUUGUAAGAGAGGCAUCUAAAGUUAAUGGGACGGAUUGUCUUCUGAACCUGUCUCUUCUGGCUCAGACCACAAAGGGACUUGAGAGACCUUAGCUUCUUCACCUAACAGAAAAAAUCAGCUUCACUGAAAUGUAUCCCACCUUGGAGUGCUGGGAGGACUCUCAGGCAAACCAGUUUCCUGGUGGGGCACCCAACCCUACAAAGAUGAAGGAAUCCUCAUCAAAUAUAACGGAGAAAGCACUUCUGCUCAUAAUCUUAUGCAUCCCUAUGCUACUGCUAUGUCCUGUGUACCCCUGCUGUAGCUGUUUGGUCUGGUGUGGUGAUUGUGUGGUGACAAGCACUUCUCUGGAAAACAGGUAUGCAGGUUAUUGCUCCUGUAAAGCCAUAUGCAGUGUGAUCACACGUGGUCCUGGUUGAUGGUGGUGUGUAAUAACAUUGUUGCUGUAGCUUAAGCUUGUGUUUCCUUCAUUGAGAUUAAUACUUGCUUUUUUUGUAAGUAUAAUAAAUAAUAAAAUGUACACUGUAAUGGUA
Messenger RNA from Prinia subflava (tawny-flanked prinia), 3135 nucleotides. Its product is annotated as solute carrier family 23 member 1-like. Gene Ontology annotation, molecular function: transmembrane transporter activity. Gene Ontology annotation, biological process: transmembrane transport. Bases 87 to 2048 code for a protein of 653 amino acids. Gene Ontology annotation, cellular component: membrane. The transcript is spliced from 12 exons. NCBI's taxonomy places the organism in Eukaryota, Metazoa, Chordata, Aves, Passeriformes, Cisticolidae. The record is from RefSeq and is a predicted model, not a curated record.